Molecule: messenger RNA, 350 nt
Organism: Papaver somniferum (opium poppy)
Lineage: Eukaryota; Viridiplantae; Streptophyta; Magnoliopsida; Ranunculales; Papaveraceae
Product: monothiol glutaredoxin-S3-like
Exons: 1
Coding region: 13-327 (104 amino acids)
Source: RefSeq, a predicted model, not a curated record
AGAUAUAUACCUAUGGAGAAGCAAGUGAUGAAACUAGCGUCACAAAAGGCGGUAGUGAUAUUUAGCAAGUCAUCUUGUUGUAUGUCUCACACUAUCAAGUCUUUGUUUUAUGAUCUUGGAGUAAGUCCAGCAAUUUAUGAACUUGAUGAGAUCUCCAAUGGAAGAGAACUCGAAAGGGCACUUCAAAAAUUAGGGUGUAACCCUUCGGUUCCUGCUGUAUUCAUUGGUGGCCAAUUGAUUCAUAAUUCAACCAGCACCGUCAUGUCUCUUCACCUUAGUGGUUCCCUUAUUCCCAUGCUUAAAAGAGCUGGAGCCAUUUGGCUGUAAACAUGUAAGUUGCAACGACCUCA